This is a messenger RNA of Trypanosoma theileri, 1773 nucleotides long. RefSeq names its product putative poly(ADP-ribose) glycohydrolase. Gene Ontology annotation, biological process: regulation of DNA repair; nucleotide-sugar metabolic process; ATP generation from poly-ADP-D-ribose. The record is from RefSeq and is a predicted model, not a curated record. NCBI's taxonomy places the organism in Eukaryota, Euglenozoa, Kinetoplastea, Trypanosomatida, Trypanosomatidae. Gene Ontology annotation, cellular component: nucleus; cytoplasm. Gene Ontology annotation, molecular function: poly(ADP-ribose) glycohydrolase activity. Bases 1 to 1773 code for a protein of 590 amino acids. The transcript has a single exon.
AUGUCGAGGGAAAAUAUACCUUCGGGUAGUAGACAACUACGGCAAUGUACUCUCGAUGACUUCCUGCGUCCAACACAGCACCACAAUAAUAAUGACAAGAAGAAUAAUAUGAACAACAACAACACAACACGUCCUUCUCUUGAUACUGAGGCUGAAAAGAGAAGAAGAAUCAAUGGUGAUGGUGAUGCUAGUAAUAAUAUUAAUAGUAGUAGUAGAGAUAUCCCCAACACAAAUACUAUCAUACUCCCAUGGUCAGAAGAUAAUCGCUUUAUAAAAGAGACAGGAGAUGUUUGUCAAGCGUGGGAUAUCAUCACUAACAUUAUCGCAAAUGAUAACUCAACCAACACAGAAGAUCUUCGACGUUUAUUACAGUCACUUCUCGUACAUAAUUCCAACACCGGGGAUUCGCCAUUACCACAGUUUGACACUAUUUGUUUUGUUCUUGAUCAUAUCAUGCUUCCAUUAGAAUCUGCCGAUUUCUUUAAUGUAACCUUACCGUGGAUGAAGUGUCUUGUUUUGAAUGGUCCACGAGUUAUUCCUCAUAAUCAAUUACCAAUGCUUACUCAACGUGAAACGAGACGUUUGGUAUUUACAUAUGAAGAAGUGAUAACACUCAUGUCGUGUGGAUUCUUUUCUCUUUUUCCUGGACGACUUUCUAAGAAAGGAUUUGAGAGAGGGAAAAAAGUUGGAGCCUUUAACUUUGUAGAUUUACUCUCUCUUAUACCUUCUAAUAGAAGGGAGAGUCAGUUUGCCAAGGUGCGAUGUUUACUACAAUAUUUCAUUUAUUGUUCUCAUAAUAGAGAAAGUGUAAAGACAGGAUUAGAACUUUAUCGUGUUAGUUUCUCAUCAUCUUUUCCAAAUUUUCACUCUAGUACGGCAUUCAUGCAGCCUAUUACGAUGUAUGCAGAUGGAUUUAUUGAGGAAAGUUAUGGUCAUCUUCAAAUUGAUUUUGCAAAUAAAGUAGUAGGUGGUGGGGUUUUACGUACUGGAUGUGUUCAGGAGGAAAUACGAUUUAUUACUUAUCCAGAAUUAAUUCUCUCUCAACUUGUUUGUGAUUCCUUACGGGAUAAUGAAGUGUUAUUUAUGAGUGGAGCUGGACAGUAUAGUGUGACAGAGGGAUAUGCCAAUAGUUUUCGUUUUCUCCAUGGAAAUACACCAGAAUAUAUUACUAUAAGAAAUGAGAAAUCUUUACAAGGAUAUAAUCAGAAAAUGGUAGAGUUAGUGACUAGCAAUGUACAAAGAGAAGAAACCAAUGGUGAUCCCAUUUUAUUACGAAACUGUUGUGUAGUCGCUAUGGACGCGGUAAGUUACACUGGAGAUAUUAAUAAACAAUACACUUUACGAUAUAUCGUACGUGAGAUACGAAAGGCAUUUGUGGCCUUUAAAGGUAUACCCGAUAGUACACUCCUCUCUGUACAUUCAGGUCCUAUAGCAACAGGCAAUUGGGGUUGCGGUGCAUUCCAAGGGGAUUAUGAAUUAAAAGUAAUGAUUCAAUGGUGUGCCGCCUCUCAAGCAGGACGGUCACUUAUUUAUUUUACAUUUGGGAAUCAUGAUUUGUGUUGUAAGUUUCAACGUGUUUAUGAAAAACUGCAACGAGAAGCUUGGACGGUGGGUCAUGUGUUUGUUGUAUUAGUUAUGUUUGGUCAGUCCUGUGAGCAGAGAUCAUCAUUAUCAUUAUCAUCAUCAUCAGGUCUAUCUUCUUCACAGUUGAGUGGUAAAUUAUUUGAUUACAUUCUUUCUACACCAAGAUGGCGAUGUCUCUCGAUACGAUAG